AUGGCUCAAGGACUUGGAACACCAGCAUCGCAAAAGCGGAAGCGAAAGUCGAAGCAGACGCCAAACCAUCAGAUGCAGCAACAUCAGAGGACGCCAAUUUGUGGAUCAAAACAACAAGCAACGCCAAAGUUCGGACCUCAACAGCAAGGACUGUGGAAACCACAAUCAAAUCAAGUAGAAACACCGAAUGAUGAACCAGAGCCAAAUAAAAAGAAGCGAAAAUCAUCAAGUCAUCAAAAGCAGCAAGAAAAUCACCAGACAGCCCAAGAUGAGACAAGGGCCGAUUUGAACAAUCAGCUAGUACUCUCGGAGCAGCCAAAAGACCAAGUCUUGGAUUUUUCUGGCCAGCUCAUGGAGUUAUUGCAGGCUAGAUUAGACUCAGGACUCGAGAAACUCUGGAAGAAGUUCGAGGACCAUCAUUCUAGGAAAUGUUGUAUGCAUUGCAAGGAAGACCCAAAGCUAGGUUUCGUAGUGAUGCGGGAACAACACGAGCAACUUACCGAAGACGUCAAGGAAGAAUUUACAACUGUUAAGAAGGAGCAAACGUUGAUAAACAUCAAAGUUGACACUUACAAGACCAGCGAGAUGUCAAGGAGAGAAUUCAAGAUUGUGCGAGACACAAUGCGCGAAUUAGAAGCUCAAGGUGUACCCAUACACGAGCGUUUUGGAUUCUGCGAGCAGAGCUUCAAGGAGAAAGGAUUUGAACGAACUCCUAAGGCCUGCAAAAGUCUAUGGUACGAGAAAUUUGACCCUGAAGUCAGGUGCAGCGUUUUUGGCCGGUCAAGUUGGUCCAAGGAGGAGCACGAGAUUCUGCAGAGCUCCAUGAAAGAAUUGACGGGAGAUGAUGGUCUGAAGCGUGAUCGCCACCGGAUCUGCCAGAAACGGCUGGAAGAGAAUGGCUUCAAGCGAUCAAGACAAGCCUGUGUGGCGCGUUAUAACAAGCAAAGGAUCAGUGAGAUACUGAACGGAACAGGCGAGCAUGCGGUUGACAAUAUACCCGAAGCCAUUCACGACGAACCCUUUAAACCAUCCGAUCGUACUCUUCAAAACUCCUUUCCAGCGUCUGCAGCUACAGCCAAUGCUAGACCAGCAAACUUCAGAUGCUACGAGUGGAUGCAGAUGAACUUUGAGCCUGAUCCAGCGGUACUGAGUCAUACUGUGGAUCAGAUGGCCCUUGAUAAAUCUCUUGCAAUGUCCGUAUCCCAACUGAGUAACGACGAAGAAGAACCCUCUGGAGACGUAAUUGCAGCUGACCUGGCUGAUGCGGUAGCCGAAGGGAUUGCCGAACACUGCGAGGAAACUACUACCGGUUGGAGUCACAUGGACAUUGGCUUCCGGAUCGCGGACAGUGACUAA
Molecule: messenger RNA, 1356 nt
Organism: Aureobasidium melanogenum CBS 110374
Lineage: Eukaryota; Fungi; Ascomycota; Dothideomycetes; Dothideales; Saccotheciaceae
Exons: 2
Coding region: 1-1356 (451 amino acids)
Source: RefSeq, a predicted model, not a curated record